ACCAUGAUUCCUCUCCCAAAACACGGUCAGUCAACGAGAAGAAGUGAAGAGACUCUGGCACGCUACUGCCCCCCUGUUGUUCGGAGGAGGAACUACACCACGCUGUGCAAACGGCAGUCAAUGGCUCUGGCAAUGCACAUGGUUGUGCUGCUGCUGGUCGUGUGUGUAUCCGUGUGUUUGGCUGAUUAUUAUUCAGUGUUAGGAGUUCCUCGCUCGGCCUCUGAAAGAGAGAUAAAGAAAGCGUUUCACCACUUGGCCCGGAAGCUUCACCCCGACAGGAACCACAGCCCAGAUGCUCAACAUGUCUUCACACAGCUUGCUCAAGCUUACGAGGUGCUGUCUAACCGAGCGCAACGGAGAAUCUACGACCAAAACAUUGAAAUGGAGAAGAAGCAGGGUGAUGACCAGCACGGUUCCUAUGGUAACGGUGAUUUCCUGGCCUUCGGUCUACAUGAACUCCUCAACACACUGCGAAUGGAGGAUGAGUUUAUGAUGUGGGAAGACGCAGGUUUGGGUCAGGGAUGGAGCUUUACUAUGUGGGAUGAAGGUCAGAAUGAUGAUGGUGGUGAUCAUCUCAGCGAUAUGUUCAGUAUGCUGUAAGAUCACAGAGGAGAAGAGUAAUUACAGUUGUAAGAAUAUUGGUUGUUUUUUAUUUGAGAUGAAAUAAAGCGUGAGUUUUAAUUAA
Silurus meridionalis is the source of this 685-nucleotide messenger RNA. RefSeq lists its product as uncharacterized. The transcript has 3 exons. NCBI's taxonomy places the organism in Eukaryota, Metazoa, Chordata, Actinopteri, Siluriformes, Siluridae. The record is from RefSeq and is a predicted model, not a curated record. The coding region runs from base 4 to 600 and encodes 198 amino acids. Gene Ontology annotation, cellular component: cytoplasm. Gene Ontology annotation, biological process: protein refolding.